This is a messenger RNA of Poecile atricapillus (Black-capped chickadee), 1661 nucleotides long. It is a transcript of the gene RGS18, whose product is annotated as regulator of G protein signaling 18. The coding region runs from base 219 to 854 and encodes 211 amino acids. The transcript is spliced from 5 exons. NCBI's taxonomy places the organism in Eukaryota, Metazoa, Chordata, Aves, Passeriformes, Paridae. The record is from RefSeq and is a predicted model, not a curated record.
GCUGCCCCCGGAGCCUGCAGGGCACGGCCACCUCCUGCCACCUCCUGCCACCUCCUGCCACCUCCUGCCACCUCCUGCCACCUCCUGUCACCUCCUGCCACCUCCUGCCACCUGCUCUGGACACAGGGCUGGCCAGGGCAGCAUGUGAGAGCCCCUGGCAGCACGGACCGGGGCUGAGGCAGCCAAGGGAGCCUCGCCACAAGCUCUUCCAGAGGAGGAUGGAGAACCCACUGCUUUUAUUCCCCCAGCUCAACAUUUCUGCUUCUGAGGAUAAAGCCCAUUUCAGAGCCAUGAGAUCGGCAGGUCGGGAGGAGCCACAGAAGGGAAACACUGGAGCUAAGCAGAAGAGAAACAGGCUGAGCCUGCUCCUGCAGAGACCUGAAUUCCAUGCAGGUGAUCACCUUGGCAAACCUGGAAGCCUGACAAAAGCAGCGAGCAGUGUGUCUCCUGAAGAAGCAGUGAAAUGGGGAGAGUCUUUUGACAAACUGCUUUCUGAGAAAGCUGGGCUGGAAGCCUUCACAAAGUUUCUGAAAACGGAGUUCAGUGAGGAGAACAUUGAGUUCUGGAUAGCCUGCGAAGAUUACAAGAAAAGCAAAAGUGCACAAGAACUUCUGCCAAAAGCCAAGACCAUUUUUGAAACAUUUAUACAGAAAGAUGCUCCAAAAGAGGUGAACCUGGACUGGCACACGCGGGAGGUGACGCGCGUGGCCGUGGGGCAGCCGGGCCGCGGCGCCUUCGAGGCCGCGCAGCGCCGCGUGUUCGCGCUGAUGGAGCAGGACAGCUACCGCCGCUUCCUCCGCUCUGCGGCCUACCUCAGCCUGCUGCGGGGCCAUUCCCGCUCCUGCCGUGUGUGACACAUUCCUGCUAACUGAAUUGUAACUGUUAUUAAAGUUAUUAUUAGAGGCAAGCAAAAGAACCAGUGUUCCAAGGCAGAUGCACCCCUUUGCAGAUGUUACAUGUUAAAAUUGAGGUACAGGAUGGAGUUUGGAAGAUCAGUGAUGUCCCAAGAUGAAAAUGGCCUUGAGAUGGACAAAAUUAGAGCGACUUUAGGCAUUGGGCCUAAAACCCAGUAAUUAUCAGACUAAUGAGUAGAUUUGCAUAACACAACGCUCAGUACGCACGUGCAAACCUGUAAGGUAAUCCAAAGGACAAUGAGGAAGAGGAGAAGCCUUCUCCAAAAGACCCCAAAAGAAGACUGGAGACCCCCUAACAACAAGUGAGGCAUGGGCCGUGAAGAAAAAUGACGAAAAGUCAGAAAAAUGGGAAAUAGGAGGAAACUGACAGGAAGCAUGAAUGAAUAUGUAUAAGCACACAGUAUAUGAGUUUAGCUUGAGGUGUUUUGUUUUGUACCUGAGGCAGGGUGGGGAACCCCCUCUCUUGGUGCAGACAUACCUUGAAGCUUGGGGCAGUUCUUAAAAUCUUAAACAUUGGUCCGGUUUGGGAAGCAGCUGCAGGAUUUAUCUGUAACUAUGACUCGUAUAUUAAGUUGCUGCUUGUGCAAUUUAAGCUUUCUCCCUUUCUCCCCCUUUCUGUAAGUGCUGAAGGAGAAGAGGAGCAGUUCCUGAGGAUGGGACUUUGUGUUCAUGGUUAAUUUGAGUGUAUAUGAACUGCUGGAUCUGCAGGUUUCCCUGUCUGCUUUAUUAAUUUCCAAUAAAUCUGAU